Molecule: messenger RNA, 1521 nt
Organism: Penicillium canescens
Lineage: Eukaryota; Fungi; Ascomycota; Eurotiomycetes; Eurotiales; Aspergillaceae
Product: putative iron-regulated transporter
Exons: 5
Coding region: 1-1521 (506 amino acids)
Biological process (GO): iron ion transmembrane transport
Cellular component (GO): membrane
Molecular function (GO): iron ion transmembrane transporter activity
Source: RefSeq, a predicted model, not a curated record
AUGGAGCUAGAAACACGGUCUUCCGGAUCAAGCAGAUCCUCAUCUGAAAGCAUCAAUACCGAGCGCACUAUCUUACCGACGUCAGGGCCAAGUUCACAACUAAAUACCACCCCAGCACCAGAAGCCCGCUCCGUCUUAACACGCCUCUACAUCUCUCACACUCUAUCCACAUGGAACUCACGCAUGUUCGAGUUUGGCGCGGUGCUAUUCCUCGCUUCUAUCUUCCCAGGCACGUUGCUCUAUGCGUCGAUAUAUGCUUUGGUCAGGGCUUUGUCUGCUGUUGCACUUUCGUCUUGGCUGGGUGCGCGGGUUGAUCGGUCUGACCGACUUGUUGCUUUGAGGUAUUCGAUUGUUUGGCAACGAGUUCCUGUUGCUGUGUCGUGUUUGUGCUUUGUGCUUCUUAUGAGCGCGAAGUCUUGGACAAUCACUCUUGUCCUGUUUGCUGUACAGGGGAUUUUAGCUUGUUUGGAGAAAUUGGCUGCUACGGCAAAUACGGUAGCUGUGGAGCGAGAUUGGGCAAUCGUAAUAUCGGAUAGCAUCAGUGUGCCUCGACAAGAUUUGAACGCCUCAAUGCGACGAAUUGACCUCUUCUGCAAACUCCUAGCCCCAGUCUUCAUCUCCCUAGUCGACAGUAUCUCAACUAGCUACGCCAUCUGGACAGUAUUCGGCCUGAACACAGCAUCCGUGAUAAUCGAGUACGUGGCAAUCGCCCAAGUCUACCAAGCAGUGCCAGCUUUGAAAAAGCAGAUGCCAGCCUCUCCCACCCAAGAGCCGGACGAUAUACAAUAUGGGAACCAUGACUCUAAUCACACCAACUCACCUGCUGAUAUCCCCCAAAUUAUCCAAUCCCAAUCCCCCUGGAAAGAAUAUACAACCAGCCCAGUCUUCCUAGCUUCCUUCGCCCUAAGCCUCCUUUACCUAACCGUGCUCUCAUUCGGCGCCACAAUGGUGACAUAUCUACUGCACACGGGGUUCACCUCGUUGCAGGUUAGUUAUAUGCGCAUUGGCUCUGUGGCUGCUGAGUUGUCUGGUACAUGGACUGCACCAAUGAUCAUGAACCGGAUUGGUCCAAUCCGGUCUGGAUUGUGGUUCCUGAAUUGGCAGUUCGUUUGUGUGGCUGCUGCGGCUGCUGCCUUUGUUGGUUGGGACUCGGAUUCGCGGGUUGUAGCUGGAACUUUGAUUGUUGGUGUUGCUAUGAGUCGGGUUGGGCUUUGGGGAUUUGAUUUAUCGGUUCAGUUUCUUGUGCAGGAGAAUGUCGAGGAACAUGCACGUGCCCGUUUCUCUGCUACGGAGAUGGCGCUGCAGAAUGUUUUCGAAAUGCUUUCUUUCGCUUCCACUAUUGCAUUCCCGCUUCCUGGGCAAUUUCGAUACCCUGUGCUCAUCAGUUCUGGAGCUGUGGCCGUAGCGGCUAUUUGUUUUGCGGCGUAUGUUCGCAAGGAACGGGGUCAUCUAUUGCACCGAUCACGGUGUAUGGGAGGGGACAAGGUUGUAUAUCGAGCACUUGGAUCCGGGACGGUCUAA